This is a messenger RNA of Caenorhabditis sp. 36 PRJEB53466, 1084 nucleotides long. The record is from the annotation of a GenBank genome assembly. NCBI's taxonomy places the organism in Eukaryota, Metazoa, Nematoda, Chromadorea, Rhabditida, Rhabditidae.
AUGGGUGACGAGCAGAAGCCAGCCAAAGCUGCGCAUCAAAUCUUCAAACUCCGCCGUAACUGGACAUGGUGGUACGUAUAUUUUUAAAACUCGUCGAAAACGCGUAAUAUCGAUUUUAUCAAGGUAUCUCAACGACGAGCGCCUCAAAUCGUGGGAAGAGCGCCUCAAAAAUGUGCACACUUUUUCUUCGGUUUCCGAGUUCUGGGCUCUCUACGACUCCAUCAAGCCGCCAAGUGGACUGAAUCCGCCAGCCGAUUACAACGUCUUCCGUGAUGGAAUUCAACCAAUGUGGGAGGUUAGUAUCAAUAUUUUCGGGACACGAAACGAUUUCACGACCUUGUCGUGCAAGCGUGAAGUUCGCUUUGAAAUAAGCUUUAAAAAAGAGUAUACGUUCGGUAGUUACUCUAUCUGGGCUUAUCUCUACUGAUGACGGUGUCAGCCGCUCACGCUGUCUUCUUUUUACGUGAUAUUAGCAAUAGCAAUAGUUACGGAUAAUUUAUAGGUGCCGGAGAAUCAGAACGGUGGACGCUGGCUCAUCACAAUCGAAAAGGGCCGCACUCCCGAAAUCAUGGACACCAUUUGGCUCGAAAUCCUAAUGGCUAUGAUCGGAGAGCAGUUCGGCAACGACAUGGAAUCGGUGUGCGGAAUCGUGUGCAACGUCCGUGGAAAAGGCUCGAAGAUCAGCGUCUGGACCACCAACUCGGCCGACGAUGAGAGCAACAUUCGCAUCGGGUUGGUUUUCUAGUUUGAUUAUUCGUAGAAAUCCAGACAGUUGGUGUUUAACAUACAUCCUAUCAACAUUUACACAAUGAAAAGAGGGAUUUCGAGAAGCUACACAAUACCUUUUUUCCGUGUUGCGCUUUUUGUCGUUCUCUAAAAAACGUUUCUUUACUCUCCUGAAUAAAAACUUUUCAGAGGCGUUCUGAAGCAAGUGCUGAACAACGCUUCGAUCAUCCACAAUAGACCGUUGUAUGACGUGCUUCGCUACGAAGACCACGACAGUUGCCAGAAGAAGACAAGCUCGGGUGUGAAGGCGAAGCAUGCCCUCUAUGCGGUGGAGCCACGCGAGGAGAAGACGAACUGA